Messenger RNA from Plodia interpunctella (Indianmeal moth), 765 nucleotides. RefSeq lists its product as uncharacterized. The record is from RefSeq and is a predicted model, not a curated record. Lineage: Eukaryota; Metazoa; Arthropoda; Insecta; Lepidoptera; Pyralidae. The transcript has 3 exons. Bases 220 to 636 code for a protein of 138 amino acids.
AUCAUCGUUUCCUGUCUAGUACGUUAUGUAAACUAUUUCGAUGUUUACUGUUUUAUAGAUUGACAAUAAAAUUACUUUUCAUUCAAUUUGUCUUUGUUACUCUGUCAUUUUGAAUCCUCUGGUUUAACCACAUAAUGUGACCAUGUUCACAUAAAUCUGUAAAAUAAUAUUAUAAUAAUGUUCAUCAAUAUGCCUGUUUAGAAAAUUAAAAACAAAAAAAUGAGCAGCCGGCCCCCAACUAAACGUCGCAGGUCCCGAAAAUCCAGCCAACCUGAACGCCUCAUUCUGAUGACCCCUAAGACAAAGGACUUUAUCCAGAAGAUCUGCUAUAAAAAAACCGCUUCUAUCGACAUGACCCAGUAUGGUUUUAUCACUGAAAGUAGAAUGGGACCGAUCAAUGUUUACGUCAAACCAUUGAGAGAUCAGAUCCAGAAGAUUUUAGAAACGUCUAACACCAAGGAAGUUAAAACAAUGACUUCGAGGAGAAAAUCACGGCUGCCAUCGUCGCCGCUAUCAGAUCCCACCUACAGCAAACUUAACGAAUCAAAAACUGACCCAUCUCAACCCAGUAUUGAAUCUCUAAACAAAUUCAUGAUAGCUAAAUUACAGAAGAAAUCCGUUGUAUUUUCAUUGUAGACACUUUCUAAAAUGUUAUAUAAGUAAAUAAUAAUAAUGUUAUAUAAUUAAUAAUAAUAAUAUUCAUAUUUAUUUCAAUAAUAACUAAUGUAUGAACAUGUAUUUAUAAUACAUUUAAUAAAUAUUUUA